GCCAGUGCUGAAUCCGACGUUCUGACAUGUAGUUAUUGCGAGGGGCAGUUCCAGGGAGAAUGGAGGAAGCGUAACCUAAGUCGACAUGUAAAGAUUCAGCAUGGCGAUAACAAGCCCAUUGAAUGUGACGCACCGGGUUGUGAACGCUCAUACAAGCGGAGCGAUGCGCUGAAAGUGCACCUGAGGAAGGAGCAUCCCGAUAUCGCACCACCGUUCCAGCCUCGUAAA
This is a messenger RNA of Boeremia exigua, 228 nucleotides long. RefSeq lists its product as uncharacterized. The transcript has a single exon. The record is from RefSeq and is a predicted model, not a curated record. The annotation marks the transcript as partial. NCBI's taxonomy places the organism in Eukaryota, Fungi, Ascomycota, Dothideomycetes, Pleosporales, Didymellaceae.